Messenger RNA from Ruditapes philippinarum (Manila clam), 1359 nucleotides. RefSeq lists its product as uncharacterized. The record is from RefSeq and is a predicted model, not a curated record. The transcript is spliced from 4 exons. The coding region runs from base 494 to 1102 and encodes 202 amino acids. NCBI's taxonomy places the organism in Eukaryota, Metazoa, Mollusca, Bivalvia, Venerida, Veneridae. Gene Ontology annotation, molecular function: peptidase inhibitor activity.
AAUGAAUUUUUAUUUUCAAAUGAAAUUAUAGUUAUAUAAUCACAAUAAUCGUGUGGUUGCUGUCUUUGUAUGACAUAUUUAACACGAGUGGGAGGAAAGGCACGCCUGAGGACCUUUUCGUGACCUGUGCAGCGACAUUUCGUUCAUUGUCAAGGUUCGUUGUACAGGAAAAAGUUUUUGUGCAAGCAUGCGACUGUCAAUAAAAAAUGAAAGAAUUAUUAUAUGGCAGAUAUAUUGCAUGUUAAAGUGGCGACGCAUUGGACAAAAGUGGCAUAAAUUAAGGGGAAAAUAUCCGGUCAUUGGUCAAUGGUCAACCUCGUAAAGUCACCUUGUUUCCUCAUUUAGAAUGAUUUGGUACGGAAACAAAAACACUUUACGUAAGGUAUAUGUCCUCUAAAUUUAGGUAUAAAUAUGGAACACAAAAUAUAUUUUCAUCAUAAUAUUCAACCACAAUAUAUUGAAUCACAUUGUGUGUUUAGUUUUAACAUUUUUAAUGAGAAAUAUGAACGUGUUCGUUAUUGUCUGCUUUUUGGCGGGAUUCUCUACUUAUGCACAAGCUACGUUCAUGAAAGUAAAGUAUCCCACAAAGUCAGUUUGUUGUUACGACGAUAUGGGAUACCGAGUAGAACUUGGUCAACGAUAUGUCAUUGAUGGUUGCAAUUCAUGUAUAUGUGGAUUUGAUGGCAAGCCAACAAUGUGCACAAGAAAAUUUUGUGGAAGCAAAAUAAUGGAUUCAAUAAAACCAGUUUUUAAACCGAAGAAACCGAUGUAUAUCGUCACUCCAAAGAAACCUGCAAAACCGAUUAUUGUCGAAAAACCUGUGCACCAUGUUCAUGUUGUAAAGUCCGUUGAAAAGGUGCGUCCUGUCAUCUCGGUAAAACCUGUGUAUCAGAUUCAACCAGUGAAGGUCGUAAAAGAGGUCUACGUUGUUAACCAAGUGGAGCCAGUGUACCAGAACGAUCUAGUAAAUCACGUCUAUCCGGUCGAACAUGUUAACCCCGUAUACCCGUCACAUGAAGUGAAUUACGUAUAUCCCACAGAACACGUAAAACCUAUAUAUAAAGCGAAACAUGUAGAAACAGUCCAAAAAGAGGACGAUUGAAGAUUAUGAUGAUCAAAGACUGAAAUGGAAAAUGUUAUAUAAUUUAUUCAUGUUCUUAAAAGGACAUUUAUGUUAAUGAUUAUGCUCAAUUAUUUGGAAACAAUCGACAUUUUGACAAUGUUAUCGUUACAAAUAUAUAUUUUUAUAUAGUUUGUAGUAUUAUAUACUACUUAUAAAACAUCAGAUGUUUUGUAUCAUACUGUAUAUCUCAAAGUGCUAUAUUUACUUUUAUCUUGUCAUACAAUCCAAUGACAAGA